GCAUACGAUAGACGCAAGGACCUGCGAUUUGUACGCGCAAUCGUCCUCGCUGGUUUUGCCGGUGUACCCGCGCUCUUCUUCCGCCGCUCCCCCGUCAUCGCAGAUCGCCCACGUUUGGCCUUCCCCGCACCACAGCAAACAAGUGUCGAGGGCGAGACGCAUCCCUUCCCCCCAGCUCCCAAGCUUGAGCUGCAUUCCCCCACACGCACGUCAGUCGAACCAAGCCAACGCUGCACCCGCAUCUCGAAAAUUUGGAAACAACAAUGCCUGCGGUCUCGAGCCACGGAUUUGUUCGCAGUCUGGAAGCGCGGGAAUGGCGCGAUACUGUUGGGCAGUCUGGGAUGACGCCUACGGCGUUUAGUUUUUUGAUUCCGGUGUUUGUUGUUGCUAUUGUGGCGCCUUUUCUGUGUAUAUUCUGCAUCCGGAGAAAACGACAGGUUGUCCCUGUCCCAGUGCGCCCACCUCCGAAGGCGAAGAAGCCUGCGCUCAGGCGUGCGGAAGCAAGGGAGAAGUUGAAUGAAGUCACCGAGGUGGUGAGUCUUGCUGCGUCAUCACCAUCACAACAUCGUGAUGGCGCGGUCGACGACAACGAGGAAACUCUUGGGGUAGUAGAGACACGCUCAGUGCUCGAAAGAGAAUGCGCAAUAUGUCUCUCAACCCUCCACGCCCCCGCCCCACCCGAACCCGCCAAACUCUCUCCAGAAACACCCAUAACCGAUGCCGCGGCCCUACCCGCCUCGCUCCCCCAAUCUACAGACCCCUCAACAACACCCUCAUCCUCCGAUCCCACCGACCCAACAACUAGCGCUACCAUCACCACCGCAAACCCCACCCCCGACUCCGAAACCAUCCUCAAGCUCCUCGUCUGCAGCCACGAAUUCCAUGCAGACUGCCUCGUCUCCUGGUUCGUCCUCCGCAAGACCAGCUGUCCGAUAUGCCGCUCCAUGUACAUGAGUAAGGAAGCGCUGGAUCAGCACGACGAGGAAGAAAGGAUCGCACUAGGUGGCGAUGUAACGCCUGCGGCGUUGGAAGCGGGGACUGCGAAUCAGACACCGACGCCCCUGGCUAUGAGCAAUUGGCAGUACUUUUUGCAUGGAAGUGGGUUGAGGAGACAGCAGAUUGUUGAGGCACGGACGAAUGCUCAGGCUCAGGCACAGGCUCAGCCGGCGGUGGAGUUGCAGGAUCGUGCGCCACAGACGGCGGAGCAGGGUGUGGAUGGGAGUGGUGCUGCAACUGCAACUCCCGUGGAGACGCCGGUGCAGCAGCCAGAGCAACCGUCUAGGUCGAGGUGGCAGAGACUUUUGAGACGGUAAGCAGGUUACGAUACAAGAUGGUUAUGACGACUUCGACAUGUUGAGAUGAUUUCACGGUCUUUGGCAUGGAUAGAUAGUAGAGCCUGUUUUCCUUUUCGAGAUACCCCUGGACGCAUUGUGGCGCUUCUGUCACGAUUCAAUGAAUACAAUUAUGAUUAUGCUUUUACUCCUCCUGUUGCAAUGCUCGAGCUAUGCCAACAAGAAUGACUCAACAAGAAACCUCGUUUUUGACUCACA
This is a messenger RNA of Alternaria rosae, 1550 nucleotides long. RefSeq lists its product as uncharacterized. NCBI's taxonomy places the organism in Eukaryota, Fungi, Ascomycota, Dothideomycetes, Pleosporales, Pleosporaceae. The transcript has 3 exons. The record is from RefSeq and is a predicted model, not a curated record. The coding region runs from base 264 to 1313 and encodes 349 amino acids.